Molecule: messenger RNA, 2926 nt
Organism: Penaeus monodon (black tiger shrimp)
Lineage: Eukaryota; Metazoa; Arthropoda; Malacostraca; Decapoda; Penaeidae
Gene: f
Product: espin-like
Biological process (GO): actin filament bundle assembly
Cellular component (GO): cytoplasm
Molecular function (GO): actin filament binding
Source: RefSeq, a predicted model, not a curated record
CGGCCGCCUAAACGUCCUGCGCUGGCUGCUCCUCGACGCCGGGAUGCCAGGCAUAGACCGCACUCAAGGAGGAGCUCUCGCCCUCCACUACGCCGCCGCCAGAGGAUGCCUCGAGUGCGUCAAGCUGCUGGUGGAGACGUCGCCCGAUUUCAGUGCCAACUCCCAGAUGGACAACAGCGUGACCCCCGUGUACCUGGCAGCUCAGGAGGGCCACCUGGACGUCUUGCAGUACCUGGUGGAGAGUGCCGGUGGCCGCCUCGAUCUCAGGGCCAAGGACGGCAUGGCACCCUUGCACGCGGCGGCGCAGAUGGGCUGCCUCAACUGCCUCAAGUGGAUGGUGACCGAACAAGGCGUGGACAUCAACCUGCGUGACGGAGACGGCGCGACGCCCCUGCACUUCGCCGCCUCCCGAGGACACGUGGAAACCGUCCGCUGGCUCCUGAAGAAGGGGGCCUCCGUGUCCCUCGACAAGUUCGGCAAGAGCCCUAUCAACGACGCCGCGGAUAACGACCACAUGGAGGUCCUCCAGCUCCUCGUCCAGCAUGGCACAGCGCCGGACUACGCCACGGACUCGGACUCGACGGACUCGGGCUCGCACCAUCACCACUGCACCUGCCACCAGAGCAGCCGCUCCAAGAGAAAGGGUUCCGAGUGCUCGUUAACCGGAUCGGAUUCCUGUACAUCUUCGUGCGAAAGUGACUGUCACAGCUCUGGCAACAGUUCAGACUCUGGCGUACAUCACGAACCAUUUUAUUUGCAUCCACCGACUGCAACAGAGAGUGAAAACAAACAAAAGAACCAGAAGAACUCCUUCUUCCUCAAUCCGCUUACAGAUCUAAAAGAAGCUUCUGAUAAAUACAGCAAAGAUAAAAUAGAGAAGGCAAAGUCUGGCGACAGCGGUGAUGAGAAGUCAAAGGAGCCAUUCUAUCUCCAUAAACCGGAGGCUGGAACUUACCAACCUAACCGUGUACAAGAGCUCUUUGGUACCAAGAGCGUGAGAAACAGCGUGAAGCAGAUCGAAAGUAAGAACCAAUCGGGAAAGAAAACCAAAUCCACAGAAAACGGAUCCCCCGGAGAACGCAGAGAAAAUGGUCACUCCAGCGGAUCCGUCAAAGAAAAUGGGAGUUUUAGCAGAAACUCUAUUAGACGAAGCGAGAAGAAGAAUGGACCGUUUGAGUAUUCUAAUGUAAACUCCGAUAAGAAGAAAGGAAAGGUUAACUAUGAAGACAGAAAAUUGCCCAAGAUACCAUCUUCAACAUCCCAAACUGUCACAUCCUCAUUUAAAGUGAAGGCCGACGUGCACAGCGGCGAUGACUCGGCCUCAGGAAGAAGGCAGCGGGGAGGCCGCACGACGCAAGCAGAGGCUCCAGGGCCUCGACGACCUCAUCGCUGGAGUCCCCCCACCAGACUACGACGUGCGAGGGGCGCCACUGCACGACGCAUCAGCACGACCUGACAGUUCGACGACGGCGGCAGCGGCUCCGCAGCGACCGCAGUCCGAGCAUCGUCGGGUCGCCGGCAGCUGCAGUCUACGCUGUCGAUGCCGCCGGCCGCGCCCCUCCUCCCGGCGCCCGCGAAGGAGCGCUCGCCCGUCACGCGCACCAACUCCGAGCCCCCGCCGCCCCCACCCCCGCCCAUGCCCUCCACCCCUUCGCCCAAGGCCUCGCCUUCGGCCUCGCACAAGACAACGGGAUCCUUCGGCAGGAGGGACAGCCCCUCGCACUCCAGCGCCUCCUCCCCCGCCCAGUCGCCACCGUCCUCCAAGCCCUCGUCGCCCAGGGCCGCCCACGACGCCCUGCGCGCCUCCGCCUACGACGAAGGGCCCAGCGAGGAGGGCGUGGUGAGGCCCUCCGAGUUCGUCAGGAGGAACUCGCAGAGGAGCGAGAACGGAUCCUUCAGAGGAGGCCACAGGAAACUCGAUAGGCCUACGUCUCUGCCCUUGGACGUCGCCGAGCACUACGGCAGGAUCCUGUCUGCUGGGAGGGACAGGGAGGCCCCUUCGGGCACGCAGGAGGACCCGGGAGUGUCGACGCAGCCCAACAGGUCCCCGGUCAUGAACGGGAAGACGCUGCCCUUCAUUCCCCCGCGGUUCCCCUCGCAGCCCUCGGGCUCAGGGCUCAUCAAGCCCUCGGAGUACCUGCGCUCCCUCGGGGACACGAGCGGCAACGGAAGCUCCAACGGGAAUGGCAUUUAUGGCACCAGCGGCCAACCAUAGAUAACCACAGUAGCGCCACGGUAUCGCCUCCCGUGUCCAUGCCCCCCGGCCCCCUCCCGGCUAUCCCAGAGGCCACAGAAGAGGAAGCUCCGACCAUGCUCCCGACCAUCAGCGUGACGGACCUCCAGAGCGUGCAGCUGCGGAAGACGGAGACGAAGGUAUCGAGAGCGAACAACGUGCCCCUGAAGGUGCCCUUGCCUUCCGAGCCGACCUUUACCUCUGCCAAGGAUGACGUCAUCGCCGAGCUGAAGAUGGGCGUCGACAUCACGGGAAUCAAGAAGAUGAAGUCGGAGCGAGCCAGGGAGGAAGAAAGGAACGGAGUCAUGGAGAAGGAGGAGCUCAAGAGGCAGUUCUCUGCUGUUAAUUUCGUUGAUCAGGUCCCCGACGUGGACAAUGCCGGCAACCGCAUCCCCGAGUGGAAGAGGCAGAUGCUGGCCCGAAAGGCGGCCGAGCGGGCCAAGAAAGAGGCGGAGGAGCAGCGCCUGCAGGAGGCCGAAGGAGAAGCGGCUGCAGGCCAUUCCGCUGUGGAAGAGGCAGCUGCUCAUGAGGCGCGAGGAUGAGAGCAAGCGCGAUCGACCAAUCACAGCACGCACGCAGUCCCCCGUCCGCAUCGCCCUUCACGUCAGACACUAAGAAUAUAGAAGGCAACCUGUACACCCCGAAGGUCGAGGAUGUGAAGAAGAUUCGAGUGGCCACCUCGCCGCUGGAUCU